This is a messenger RNA of Ogataea polymorpha, 5178 nucleotides long. RefSeq lists its product as uncharacterized. The coding region runs from base 2527 to 5046 and encodes 839 amino acids. The record is from RefSeq and is a predicted model, not a curated record. The transcript has a single exon. Lineage: Eukaryota; Fungi; Ascomycota; Pichiomycetes; Pichiales; Pichiaceae. Gene Ontology annotation, cellular component: plasma membrane. Gene Ontology annotation, molecular function: calcium-activated cation channel activity.
AAUUAUAAAUGUGUAUAUACUAUGGUUUUCCAUAUUGGUGAUACGCGUUAUAAGGUUUCUCUGUUUGUCCCGCUUCUUGAUUCAUUGUUUCCAUAUUCAACGGUUGCUGGAAAAAGAAUGGAUUAUAGUUCAUUGCAUUAAAUGAAUCAGCCAGAGGUAACUGGGGGUGAAGAUUAAAUGCAUUGCCGCUGGUGUGGGCCGGGAGAGGGUCAACUGUAGGCUUGAAGAACUGAGAUUGAGGUAUAUCCAUAGGGUAGUAAAAGCCCAUAUUUGCUUGCUGUGGUUGCAGAUUAGCCAUCAACGGCUGGUUCGACCAGAUGUUAGGAAAUAUCGGAGGACUCGUAGCAGGUGCGGUCUUUGCCGGCGCUUUAGUCAGCUCUGGGGAGUUUGCGGCGCUAACAGGCUGAGUUGUCAAAUCUUCCUCGUGAUCGCUUACAAUCGAGUCCACCAUGGAAACAAAUUGGUGUUCAUUUUCCUCGUAAUUCAGUUUACCAUCUUCUAGAGGCUUGGUGCGUUUCUUUGAAAAUGGCUUCACCUUGCUGUCUGGGAUCAAGAAUAAUUGAGUAGUAUGAUCAAAUUGCAAGUCGACUUUGUUCUCACUUAGAAUACGUAUUCCCAUGUGUGCAACCGAAAUCAUUCUAAGGACAUAGUCACAAAGUUUCAUGGACUUAUGACUUUCGUCUGGGAGCUCUCCAAUCAAAGCAAGCACCGAAGUCUCAGACUUCUCUUGGAACUUGCUAUCAUUGAAAUCAUCCAAUGCAUAAUUGAUUGGCCUGAAUUCUUUCAAAGUAACGUCCUCUUUAAAGAGCCUUUUUCUUUCAGGCUUGUAGUCCUUGAAUCUCGUAUUGGCGUCCACUUGGGAACUUGCAUCCGGGUAAACGCGGAAAUAUUCAACAGCGUUGUUGACGAUCUGAGCCAACUUUAAAGCGUAUUUCGGAGUUUGAAUCAGAUAGCUUCUUGGAAGCUCCCUCUCCUUGAACCAACAAAGCAUCAGUCUAACAAGAGGCAGCAACAAAUGGGUGAGAUCAGGCUGCUCGGAAUUUCCAUUCCAGUUAUCUAGCGAGAUCUGCAUCAUGUUGUCCAAAAAUCUGAAUGUGAAUUUCAAGUAUUCUCCGAUGAUAGCGGUGCUAUGGUCUAGCUCGGGAUGGACCAUGUUGUUAUCCACCAGCAGCUCAAAUCCUCCAAUCAAUAUCACAAGCUGUUUAAAAUAUAGAUCAUUGAAAACCUGCUUCCGAUAAUCCAGUUGUUUCAUAAAUUUGAAAAAUUCCGUCUCGAUGUUCUGGAUCGAGUGAUGAUGAAUCAAGUAGCCCUCCGACUCCUUCCACUGGCCUGGCAGCAGAUAAUAAUCAAAUAGAACAAGGAACUGAUAUCUCAGCAGCUCAUAUUUCACAUUUUUUGUAAGAUCGGAUUUAGGCGUUGAAUUAUGCGCUUCGAAAACUCUCAACAUCGGAUUAGGUUUUUUCGACACAUAAUUAAUAAGGUUACCGAGGCCGAUAGGUAAUGGUUCGCUGCUGAGGGACGACCGGAUAAAGUUGUAAACCACAUUGAAGCUAUCCUCUUUGAGGUUAUCGAUGAUAGCAAUGUGGUUGUAAGGAUCUCCCAACGACGGCAAGAUCAGGAGAGCCAACUUAUAAAGCUCAAUAGACUUGCUAUAAUUGUUGUUAUCUUCUUUAGAGAUUGAAGCUGUCGGCAAAUACGUCUUUGCAACCAAUGCGCGAUAUCUGGAGAGGUCUCCAAUGUAAAGAACGCAUUUGCUAAUAACGUAGACCAACGACUCAAUCGUGCGCUGGGAUGGGGAUUUUCUCGGCUCUUUGAUAGUGAUGUCUAUUUUCAGCGUCGUCGUAAGUUUCUUGACUGGAACAAAAAGUAGAAUGUCAUGCGAUAUGAGAAUCUCCUUCACCAAACUGAUAUAAAAAUCAUAGCACUUGGAAAUGAAGCGCACAAAAUGCUCGAAGGUCUUCCGGAUUUCCACGCUGGUAAAAGGCCUUUGCUUUUUAGACGACGACUUCUUUUUCGACAAGAACCGAAACUGAGACUGAAAUAUCUUGAUUGUAGGGUGAUGAAGGUCCACCCAUACUCUGUCGACGAUUUUCCCCAGCAUAACCCGAGAAGCGGUAGGGACGUUCAGAUUAUCGAGGAUGUAGGUCAAUAGCUUUGACUGAGCGAAACUAACAGUACCGAGCAGAAGAGACUCAUCGCUAGCGUAUUUAUUGCCUAGAAUCUCCAGUAUCUUCUGCUUGUUCUGAGAUAAUAUCUGCUCUAUGGGCUCCUCCAACUUGGAACGGUUAUUGAAUUCGGAAUUCGUCAUCAGUGAAAUAGGGCCAAAACGGGGCUCAUUGAAUGACUGUUAGACGCAGAUCUUACUCUUGGACAAAUGUUCACUCAAAUUCUAUGCUCUUCGCGAACAGCAAUUUACGCGCUUGGAUCAAAUCACUUGUAAAUUCCUGACACUAUCUUGAGAUAAAAAAAUAUUCGUAAAGAAAUCCACAGUAAUAAAAUCUCUCAUAUAACCAGGCGAUUAGUUCUAUGAUUGAUGAUUAUUUGCAAAUUGAAAAAAAUUUGAGAGAUGCCCCAAAACCGACCAGGCUGGUCACAACGCAGCUGCUCAUAUCUGCAGUAGCUGGGUUUUUCAUAUUUUCGGCAUUUUGUGUCUUGAGAUGCCGCUUCCCCAAUAUUUACAUGGCACGAAUGAACUACCUAGGCGUGUCAAAUCGCAAAUUCAUGCCACCGGUGCUUUCCACUAAAUCACUAUUUGGCUGGUUGGCUACUGUCUGGCGUAUAACGGAGGCCGACAUUUUAGAGUACGCUGGACUUGAUGCUUUUGUGUUUCUUGGGUUCUUCAAGAUGAGUAUAAAACUUCUGUCUGUGUGCUGGCUUUUUUCGGUUCUAAUUAUCUCACCAAUCCGCUACUACUUCACUGGAGACUACGAUCAAAGUGACGGUGACGAUAGUUCGGACCCCAAGGAUCCCUCAGAGGCGACAGACUAUCACACAUAUUUGUGGCUCUAUGUCAUUUUUACCUAUGUCUUUACUUUCAUCACUGAGUAUUUCCUCAUGCAGCAGACGCGCAAAGUUAUUCAGUAUCGGCAAAAUAUUCUCGGUAACCAAAAUUCUAUUACGGAUAGGACCAUCCGAUUGAGUGGAAUUCCCCCCGAGCUUCGAAAUGAGCGCGCCCUACGGGAAAGUAUUGAGUCCUUGGGUAUUGGUAAGGUUGCCAAGAUAGUCAUUUGCAGGGAAUGGAAGAAGCUGGAUUUGUUGUUUAAACAGAGGAAUCACAUCAUUCGUAAAUUGGAGAUCUUUUGGGCAAGGUACAUCGGCACUACAAAAAACCCGACCUUUAACAUUCGGCCGUUUGUUGAAAGCUCAUAUCCAUUAACACCUGAAUGCCCGAGAUACAGGGAUGAAGAAGAAGGCUCGGAUAGCACACAUGCCGGUACAACAUCCGAUGCAGAUACAUCGGAUUACGAAUAUGGCUCCAAUUCUGUUGUCGAGUACCAAGCUUCCCCAACCGAAACCGAUCCUUUCGGAACGAGUUUUGGGUCUGCAGUGUAUAAGAAGAGACCUCAGAUAAAGUUGGGUUUUUUGGGAAUUUGUGGCAAGUCGGUGGAUGCGAUCGAUUACUAUACGCAGCAAUUGAACGUGAUAGAUGAAGAGAUUAUGGUCGCUCGUCAGAGACAUUAUCCUGCUACCCCUACAGCAUUUAUCACGAUGGACUCGGUUGCAACGGCGCAGAUGGUGGCACAAGCAGUUCUAGAUCCUCGAGUCAGUUUCUUAAUCACCCGCACGGCUCCUGCUCCCAAAGAUAUCAUUUGGGAGAACGUGACUCUUCCUCGCAAAGACAGAGUCCUAAAAAUCUACUACAUCACCAUAUUGACUGGAAUCAUGGGAGUUGCCUUUAUUUUUCCUGUCGGUUACCUGGCUACAUUGCUUAAUUUGAAGACCAUCAGUAAGUUUUGGCCAGAUUUAGGAGAGCUUCUUGAAAAACAUGAAUGGGCGCAGAAGUUUGUCACUGAACUGCUUCCUGUGUAUCUGUUUACCUUGCUGAAUUUUGUGAUCCCAUACUUAUACGUUUGGCUGUCUUCCAGACAGGGAUUCGUCUCCCACGGAGAGGAGGAGCUAUCGGUGGUGUCCAAGAACUUUUUCUAUGUUUUUGUCAACUUGUUCCUGGUUUUCACAAUGGCCGGUACCGCCUCGAAUUACUGGGGUUAUUUAAGCGACUCCAAGAAGCUUGCUCUGCAGUUGGCGACGUCCUUGAGAGGAUUGUCGUCUUUUUAUGUCGAUACCAUUUUGCUUCAAGGAUUGGCUCUUAUGCCUUUGAAAUUGCUGAUUACGGGCCAUGUGUUGCGUUUCAUGUUUAUUCGUGCAAACUGCAAGACACCGAGGGACUUUAAAGAACUUUACAGGCCACCUGUAUUCAAUUUUGGUUUGCAUCUGCCGCAUCCCAUUCUCAUCUUGAUUAUCACAUUGCUCUAUAGCGUGAUGUCCACCAAAAUUUUGUCCUCGGGGCUUGCAUACUUCAUCAUUGGUUAUUUUGUGUACAAGUACCUGCUAAUCUACGCAUGCAUCCAUCCCCAGCACUCGACAGGUCAAGUGAUGCCAAUUAUUUUCCGUCGCAUUGUUUUAGGGCUGCUUCUCUUCCAAUUGACAGUGGCGGGCUCUUUGGCCCUGAACAAUGCUUACCUUUUGGCGAUGUUUCUUAUCCCCCUGCCCUUCCUGACCAUAUUGUACUUGUGGAAUUUCGAACGCAACUAUCUACCGCUGAGCUUUUUCAUUGCCCUACGUGCUAUCAACAAGGAUACGCAGGUUGAUACAGAUCCGCAAAGCUCAGCUGGCGUGAGAGCGACCCACCCUUUGACAAUCGGAGUGAGUUACUCAUCCUUGAGAUCCAGUACCAUCGACGAGCGCAGAGAGUACAAUCAGACUUACGAGUAUCCGUACCUGGUGCAAAGUUUAGAAGGCCCGUGGCUGGCAGUCGAUGGCGAACACGUUGUGAUGGCUACAAAGGAUGGCACAGUGCGGAAACGGUUUACCUUCGAAGAGUUUUAGAAUCUAUAGAGCGCGAAUAUAUGAAGAGCGAUAUUCAAAGACCAAGAUAUUUGAACAAUUCAGUCACUAGCUCCAGCUUCAAUUGGAGUUGAUGUAUUUCAUCCAGUAUAAGGGUCUUGAAUGGUAGGUGGU